GGGGAGCGGGGCGGAGGGGGCGCUCGGGCGGCUCAGAGGAGGGCUCUUUCUUUCUUCUUUUUUUGAAUGAACGGUGUGACGUCGUACAGGAAAUCAGUCGGUUUGAGAGGAGAAUGAAGAGGCCAGACCCCCCCCCGCCCCGCGCCCGCCCCCUUCCUCCCCGCCCCCUUUUCCCCCGCUGCCCGCCCGCCCUCCGCGCUCCCGCCCGCCGCUCUCGGUGUCCCCGCCGAGCCGCCGCCGCCGCCGCCGCCGUUGCCGCUGCCGGAGAAGGUGCCUGGGCGCCGGGCCCUCCCCGCCGGCGGCAAUCACCGCUCGGAGCGGGCUGCGCGGCGGGAGCUCGGGGAGGCGGCCGCCGCCAGCGCCGCCCGCUCAGGAGCAGGAGGAGGAGAAAGGGUGCGCAGCCCGGAGGCGGGGUGCGCCGGUGGGGUGCAGCGGAAGAGGGGGUCCAGGGGGGAGAACUUCGUAGCAGUCAUCCUUUUUAGGAAAAGAGGGAAAAAAUAAAACCCUCCCCCACCACCUCCUUCUCCCCACCCCUUGCCGCACCACACACAGCGCGGGCUUCUCGCGCGCGGCACCGGCGGGCCGGGCGCGUCCUGCCUUCAUUUGUCAAGCUGCUUUUCGGAAAAUGCAUUUGCCGUUCGGAGUUUAAUCAGAAGAGGAUUCCUGCCCCCGUCCCCGGCUCUUCCAUCGCGCCCCCGCCCCUGUCUCUCUCCCGUGGAGGCGUGAAGCGGUCUCGGGGAUAGAGAUCCAUGUCUGUGCCCGCGCGUGUGUGUGCGUGUGUAAACUGCCGAGAGGGGGAGAUCACAGGACUUCUGCAAAUAUUGGACUGAGAAUUGUAAUUCAUCUGCCGCCGCCGCUGCCUUUUUUUUCCUCGUGCUCUUGAGAUCUCCGGUUGGGAUUCCUACGGAUUGACAUUUCUGGGAAGCAGAAGUCUGGGAAUCGAUCUGGAAAUCCUCCUAAUUUUUUACCCCCUCCGACCCCCAACUCCUGAUUCAUUUGGAAGUUUCAAAGCAGUUAUAACCGGGGAGUUCUGAAGAUUGACGGGAUCGUCGCCUUAUGCAUUUGUUUUGGUUUUGCAAAAAAGGAAACUUGACAGAGGAUCAUGCUGUCCUUAAAAAAUACAACAUCCCGGAGGAAGUAGACGGAUAUUAACGAUACUUAUUAAUAAUAAUGUGCCUCAUGAAAUAAGAAUCCGAAAGGAAUUUGAGUAAAAAUUUCCUGCAUCCCAUGCCAAGGGGGAGACACCGGAAUCAAGUGUUCCGCGAGACUGAAGACACCCCCUCAUCCAAGAAUGCAAAGCACAUCCAAUAAAAUCGCUGGAUUAUAACUAUUCUUCUUUCUUUCGGGGCCGUGGGGUGGGAGCGGGGGCGAGAGGUGCUGUUGGUACCCGGCUGCUUUUCCUCGGGAGAAGGAUGGCGCACGCUGGGAGAACAGGGUAUGAUAACCGGGAGAUAGUGAUGAAGUACAUCCACUAUAAGCUGUCGCAGAGGGGCUACGAGUGGGAUGCCGGAGACGUGGGCGCCGCGUCCCCGGAGACCGCCCCCGCGCCGGGCAUCUCCUCCUCCCAGCCCGGGCGCACGCCCCAGCCCGCUGCGCCCGCGGACCCGGCGGCCAGGACCUCUCCGCCGCCGCCCCCGGCCGCCCCUGCCGCCGCCGCCGCCGCCGCGGGGCCUGCGCUCAGCCCGGUGCCACCUGUGGUCCACCUGACCCUUCGCCAGGCCGGCGAUGACUUCUCCCGUCGCUACCGCCGCGACUUCGCCGAGAUGUCUAGCCAGCUGCACCUGACGCCCUUCACCGCGAGGGGACGCUUUGCCACGGUGGUGGAGGAGCUCUUCAGGGAUGGGGUGAACUGGGGGAGGAUUGUGGCCUUCUUUGAGUUCGGUGGGGUCAUGUGUGUGGAGAGCGUCAACCGGGAGAUGUCACCCCUGGUGGACAACAUCGCCCUGUGGAUGACUGAGUACCUGAACCGGCACCUGCAUACCUGGAUCCAGGAUAACGGAGGCUGGGACGCCUUUGUGGAGCUGUACGGCCCCAGUAUGCGGCCCCUGUUUGAUUUCUCCUGGCUGUCUCUGAAAACUCUGCUCAGCCUGGCCCUGGUGGGAGCUUGCAUCACCCUGGGUGCCUACCUGGGCCACAAGUGAAGUCAGCAGGCCCACCCCAAACAAAUAUGCAAAAGGUUCACUAAAGCAGUAGGGAUAAUAUGCAGUCAGUAAGAUACCAUGCACCCAUGCUGUGGUCUCUUUAAAAACAAACAAAAAUAAAAAACACAAACACACACACAAAAAACAGCUUUCAGGCAAAACGUCGAAUCAGCUAUUUACUGCCAAAGGAAAAUAGCAUUUAUUUUUUACAUAAUUAAAAAAAAAGAUUUAUUUAUUUAAGACAGUCCCGUCGAAACUCCUGUCUUUGGAAACCCUACCAUUAAUUGCCAACCACCGCUUUGCGCAGCUCCACCUGGAUGUCCUGUGCCUGUAACAGGGACUUGUGGUCCGUGUUGCUGGCUGGACUAACUCACCAUCUGAAGGGCAAAGGGACAAAGGGCCUGGCUGUUGGGGAAGCUGGUUUUCUGGCUGCUUGAGCUUAGAAAGAAGUGUUCAUUUUCCUUGUUGCCCUGGGGGCCGUGAGAUUAAUAGAAGGUGCUUGGAGGGAAGUCCAUUCUUCUCUGGCCUGAGGAGCAGACACUCUGCAUAUGACUCGCAUGGUACAUACCUGGUUGGAGGAAAAAAGCUGGGAACCUCAGAUGGACGUGGUACCUGCCAAGAUUUCCAUGCUGAAGGACAGCGAUGGGAAAAAUGCCGUUAAACUACAGGAAAGUAUUUUUUUAAGCUACCAAUUGUGCCGAGAAGCAUUUUAGCAAUUUAGACAAUAUCAUCCAGUACCUUAAGCCUUGACUGUGUAUAUUCAUAUAUUUUGGAUACGCACCCUCACCCCCCCACCACCACCCCCAAAAUACUGGCUCUGUCUGAGUGGAAGCAGAAUCCUCUGGAAUACGAGGAAGGGAACGUUUGGUGACCUCUUUGGGCAUCGGGAAGGCGCGUUACCCAGAGCGUCAGGCCGCCACAAGUGCCUGCCUUUAGGAGACCCAAGUCUGCAGAACCUGCCUUGUGUCCCCACCUCGGAGGCCUGGCCCUGGAACUGAGCCUGGACACUCGCUGGCCUCCUCGAGGGUUUCAGCAGAACGCUGUGGUCUCGGCGCGUUUGGAAGCUGAGCGAGCCCGGAAUCCGCCGUUUCUGUUCGGGGAGCGCAGCGCGGGGCUCGGCCUGGACUCGGCCUGCGGCGCCCCGGGAGGCCCAUCUUCACGUGCGGCCUGGAAGCCGAGGCUCUUCUUAAGACGUUUCUCACUGUGGAGGGAAGGAAAAGAGGCAGAGGGGCGGGGGCGGGGAGGCUGCGAAGCUGUCACCGAAAGGAAACGCCAGCGAAGGAGACCACCGCGCGUAUUUUGUGUUUUUUUGGUUUGGGGGCCGCAGCGCAUGCGCGUUGGCUGCGCGGCCCUGGCCCAUCUGCACAGCUUAAAGCAAGUCUUUAAAUGACUUUUGGGAGGGUCAUAAGUCCUCAAGGAAGCGUCGAAAUGAGGUGUCAUGGGUUAAUUGACCUAUGUCUGUGUAAUUACAUGUAAAACAUUAUCUUGUCAUUGUAGUUUGGUUUAUUUGAAAACCUGCGAGAGAGAGAAAAAAAAGUUCCAGGAGUGUGGGUAUUACCUGUCCAUCCUGGGGCACUAAAAGAAAAAAAAAAAAAAAGUGAAAUCAAUGGUGGAAAACUAAAGAAAUGGAAUCUCCUGCUAAUAAACUAGAAAAUAUUUUUCAAGUUUAGAAACAGGCUUGAGACAUUUGUGGAAUAAUUUUGUGGCAUUAUCACAUUAUGUACCAUUUACCUGUAUUAUCUUUAGAAUGUACUAUGUUUGAUGUUUAAUGCUGUGGUUGAUAUUUCAAAAGCUGCUUUAAAAAUACAUGCAUCUCAGAUUUUUUAAAAAUUGUAUUUAGUUAUGGCCUCUACACUAUUAGCUUGCAAAAUUGAUCAUUUUCCAUUUGAGAUUUUUGUCUCCUGAUUCUUCAAAAGCAUUUCUGAGAAGGUAAGAUAAGCCCUGAGUUUCAGCUACCUGAGAAACCCUGGAUUUCGGGAGCCACUGAGGAGCUUUGUUUUAACCAAGUUCUGUGCAUUUCCAUGUCAACAGAAUUGUUGACUCCUGCUAUUUAGGAUUACAUGCAUGUUUGGUUAAACUCAUAAGGUUCAUUUAGUUGGAAAUCUAGAUGGGAAAUGAUCACAGGAUUAAAAUCUGGCUAGGUGGUUAGACCUUUAGACAGUUGCUUUACGUGGACUGUUUCGGCACAGACCCACCUAGAGACCUCCUGCCUUCCUUUCGCAGGGCCCUUUUCUGUGGCUAUCCUUCAGGUCCUUCCUGAAAUGCAGUGGCCCUUAUGCUGCACUGAGAAAGCAGGAAACCUGUGGUAUGAAGCCAGACCUCCCUGGCAGGUCUCAGGGAACAGGAUGAUCAGACCUUUGAAUGAUUCUAAUUUUUAAUCAAAAUAUUAUUUUAUGAAAGGUUUACAUUGUCAAAGUGAUGAAUAUGGAAUAUCAAAUCCUGUGCUGCUAUCCUGCCAAGAUCAUUUUAAUGGAGUCAGUUUGCAGUACACUCCAAGGGGUGAGAUCCUCCAAGCUGCUUCAGAAGUAACAAUGAAGAACAUGGACAUUUUUAAUAUAAAGCCUGUUUGUCUUUCAUUGUUACUGUUGUUAUUCAAACUGAGAUUCGCAGAGUAUUUGAAAAAUGUAUAUAUAUUAAAAAAAAGGUCAUGGAGGCUGUUUUGGCUGGUUUCCUUUUGCUGUGGAGUUUUGUUAUUAUCUGUUUUUUACAGUAAAUUUAAAUGUGCACGGCCGCCUGACCCCAGAACUGUACAGUAUUGUGGCUGCACUUGCUCUAAGAGUAGUCGAUAUUGCAUUUUUCUUCUUGUUAAGAACAUGUUAGAAGCAAUGAAUGUAUAUAAAAGCCUCAACUGGUCGUUUUUUCUCUGCCUUUUUUUUUAUGGUGUCAAAAUCUUUUGUGAUCUGGCAACAGACAACCAUCCCUACCUAUGUCAGGUUGCAAAGGGAUUCACACCUGAAUCUUAACUCCUCUUUAUGAAUGACACGGAGUCCUCUUAAGUACUCCCCUUUACGUUGGCCAAGGUCCAAUAGAACACACAUAUUCUCCAAAUUUGGGUCAACGGCUCUAAAAAGAGCCCACAAGAGAAGAGCAUCCAAGGACCUCCUUGGUCCUCCCAAGCUCUCACUGCACAAGUAUCUGAAAGAGGGACCAAAAUGACAACUGACAUAUUCUUCAGCAAACAGUUCAUCCCAGAAGAUUUUGCAGGGGCUGAAAAUUCCUGUAGGUUUAAGAUUUGGAUUAAAGUCACAUUGAUAAUUAAGGAAGUACCUUGAUUUAGCUCAAGCAAAAAAUCAACAUCCUCUUUCCCAGCUCACUAAUCUCUGUAUAUUCAGAUGUGGUCUUCCAUUUAUAUGUGACUUUCAUUUCAUUAGUAAAUGUGUACUGCUUGUCAUCUAAAGACCCAGCUUGGGCCCAGUGUGAAAAAUUACGAAGUGAUUAUAAAUCAAGAGGAGUUAAAGUAAUCAGGAUUACAUGUAAAUAGUCAAGGCAAUCCCAACACCUGUCUAGCCUUCACAUCAAAGAUCUACUGAAUGAACAGAAUUGCAAAUAGUCCAUAUUUGUGAUUAAACUUAUACUAAAAUAAUUUAUAAAUGUGAACUUGAACUCUGAUUCCAAUUGUACUUGUAAGGCAGUGACUGUUUUUAUACUUUCUUAUCUAUCACUUAUAGUUAGUAACAUACACCUACUCAAUCAGAGAAAAAAACAGGAAGGGCUUGAAAUAUAAGCCAUUCUGAGGAAAUUAGGGAGUCAGUUGAAAUUCUAUUCUGAUCUUAUUCUGUGGUGUCUUUUGCAGCCCAGACAAAUGUGGUCACACACUUUUUCAGAAAUACAAUUCUACAUUGUCAGGCUAAUGAAGGUUCCAAUCAGAUCUUUAUUGUUAUUCAAUUUGCAUCUUCCAGGGAUUUUUUUUUUUUUUUUUUUUUUAAAUUAUUGUAGGACAAAGGACAUUUGUUGCAAGGAGGGAGGAAGAAUUUUCAAAUGAGUAAAAUAUUUCGAAGAUUGGAUCAGGGCGUGGAGGUUUUCAGAAUAGCCAGAACUGUGGAGUAUGAAGGCCCUUUACUAAGGCCAAUGUGAUGCUUCUGAGAAGGACCUUAUGUGACCAAUGAAAAUCAUUUUUAAGUUCUAUGGUACGUUUAGAUUCCAGAGACAUUGGCACAGCCCAAUUCCCAGCUCAGUUUGGCAGUGCAAUAAAUUCUAAACUGGAUAUGUCUAAAGGGCAUUGAAAUAAUAAAUUUGCCAGUUUUAACCAACAGGAUAUUUAAUGGCAAUAUUCUGGUUGGUAGGGACCUGUUUCUAAAUGUUUAUUAUGCACAACACAGAAAAAAACUGUAAUUAUAUUAAACAAUGUGAAGCUGAAUUGGGUAAGUGAGAACACAGGUCCCUUAGCCUUACCUAAUGAAUUAUUCUGUUCCAUGUCUUUGGACAAUCAUGAAAUAUAAAUGUCACUGGGCACAAAGAAAACCAGAUGGAGUAUGAAUGGUACUGCACCAAUUCAUCACAACUACCCCAGAAAAAUAACUUAAAGCCUACGUCCUAUUGAUGUCAAAGUUGUUCUGUAUACCAAGCUUAGCACAGAAGACAAAAAUAUUGUGGAAGAGGGAAAGGCUAGCUCACACAAAAAAUCCUGGGAUGGUUGUUAAUAAAUAUGACUGUGGUAGAGAUAGUCAGUAAUUCCAUGCACCUAAGCCUUUUGGGAAAUCUGCAGUGGGCUCCCCCAGCUAGCUCAUUUCAUUACAUUUUUCUCUCCAAGGUAGCAUUUGAAGUUGUGACCACUGAUUAAUUUUUUUAGUGGGAAGCUUUCUUUUGGUGGUUGUGUUUUUUAUGAUAUCUUUCUUUUCAGCCAAGGUUUGCCUUUGUUUUGAGUUACUGGGGUUAUUUUUGUUUUAAAUAAAAUAAAUGUACAAUAAAUGUUUCCGUAUUAAAAGCUUUUGUUAUCAAGAUUUUCAUACUUUUACCUUCCAUGGCUGUUUUUAAGAUUGAUACUUUUUAGGGGUGGCUGAUGUCCUGCAACACUGUACACACACAAAAAGUGUGUGGUAAGCAUACUUUACAUAGCAAGGUAAAGUAAGUCUCCAGUUGACCACUGUUAAAUAUAAUAGCACCUUGUGUUGUUGGAAAAAAUCGCAUUGCUAUUAAACUUUUCUUGUCUGUCCAGUUAAUACAAUGAAAAAAAAAAAUAAAGUACAGUGUGAGAUA
Molecule: messenger RNA, 7337 nt
Organism: Cynocephalus volans (Philippine flying lemur)
Lineage: Eukaryota; Metazoa; Chordata; Mammalia; Dermoptera; Cynocephalidae
Gene: BCL2
Product: BCL2 apoptosis regulator
Exons: 3
Coding region: 1413-2141 (242 amino acids)
Biological process (GO): negative regulation of intrinsic apoptotic signaling pathway; intrinsic apoptotic signaling pathway in response to DNA damage; extrinsic apoptotic signaling pathway in absence of ligand
Cellular component (GO): mitochondrial outer membrane
Molecular function (GO): protein heterodimerization activity; protein homodimerization activity
Source: RefSeq, a predicted model, not a curated record